AUGCCAAACACGACGGGCAAGAUCUGCCAGUGGGGUUGCUACGAUGAGGAGGAUGAGGCGUGCCACGCGGGCCUCACGAACAUGCAGUGUGCGGAGAUCUACGGCCAUGUGGAGUGGAUCCAGGUGUGCGACUGUGUCGAUGAGGCGACUGGCCUCCGCGACAACGUCACGGUCGCCGCGCCGAGGUUAGAGGCCGCGAACAUCUACUUCUCCGUACCGGCCUUUGUCGUGCUCUUCCGGGAGAGUCUCGAGGUUGUCAUUGUGCUUGCCAUCAUUAUGCAGUUUUUGAACAAGAUGAUGAAGGACGGGCUCCUUGAGGAGGGGCUCUUCUACAAGUUUCGGCGGGAGGUCUACGUGGGCGCCAGCUUGGGUUUCGCUGUCUGCCUGCUUUUUGGAGUGGGCUUCUUGGCCCUGGCCUCCUUGACCUAUCAGCUGUUUGAGGGAGACAACGAACGCAUCUUCCAGUUCUGCAUGAUGAGCCUGACCUGCAUCGUGCUGACCUUCCUUGCCGUAAACUUCUACAAGAUGAUCUACACGAAGGAGGCGCACGAGCGAAAGAUGAAGAAGCAGAUGGAGGAGACUCUUGAGGCCUCGCGGGCCGCGGAAACGGGAGAGGAGGUCGGCUUUGGCCGGAAGCACGCCUUCUUCGUCCUGGCCUUCACGACCGGCCUCCGCGAAGGCCUUGAGUCUAUCGUCUUCCUGGUGGGCGUCAUCUCCGAUGUGAAGGAUCUGAGCUCCUUGCCACUUCCCAUCAUCACCGCGCUGAUCCUCGCCCGCAUCGUGGGCUGCAUCUUCUUCCAGGGCACGAAGGGCCUGAAGGUGGACUGGUUCAUGCGCAUCUCGGCCGUGCUGCUCAUGAGCAUCGCGGCCGGCUUCUUCUCCUCUUCCAUGCACCAGCUGCAGGAGCUGGACGUCUUUGGCGUCUGGAGCCCGCGCAGCGCGAGGCCCUGGCAGAACGUGAACGUCUGGGAUGCCACCGACUGCUGCAACGACAAGACCAACCGCUUCUUCGUCCUCAUGCGGGCCAUCUUCGGCUGGCAGGACCAGGCCACGCCCGUUGAGAUCUUUGCCUACAUCUUGUACUGGAUUGUUGCCACAAUCCUGGUCUCCCUGAUGAUCUGGCGCGCCAAGAAGCAGCUUGCGAAGAUGGUCGAGAAGUGGCGCGAGCUGGAUGAGGCGAAGGAGGUCAAGGAGGCGGAGGCUCCGGAGGCCGAAGGUGAAGCGCAACGUGCUUUACCCAAAGGGGCAUAUGUUCAUCGCUGUUUCUGCGGGGCACUCUUGGGCAAGCGUAGCAGUCUGAUAGUUAGUAGCUUCAAGUUGGCAAGUGUUUCGCUUUGCGAGGCGCCCGACGUGUACAAGGGGGGUGCAGACGGAACCUGCCCAACGGUCAUGACCCGGCCGGGCAAGGAGUGCAAGACCCAGUGCUUGAAAGGCUUUUCGCCCUCGGUCGAGAAGCUGCUGUGCAAGGAGGGUGGUGAGUUCGAACCGAAGGCCUUCAGCUGCACCGCCAACCCAUGCAAAGUCCUCCCGGUGGAGAACGCGCUCCAGAGCGGCUGUCAGGAAGGCCCCGGCGCGGGUGCCGCAGUCAUCGACUCUGGCCUUGUGUGCACCACGCAGUGCAAGGAGGGGUACUACCGAUCCGACGAUGUCCUGCGCUGCUACGCCGAAACGCCUCAUGGUCUGGGGAUCUUUUUGCUCCUCCGCCACCGAAUUUCAUCGAAGCCGUGUGAUGGCUCCAGCAUCUUGAAAGCCACCAGUGCAGCUGUAGCUGGAGUCAUGGGCAUACCCGGUGCAGUGCAUGAAACGGUGCACGAUGGGAGCAGUGAUGAUGCAGAUUCUGCCAUUCAGGCCGGCAUGGCCCUUCUGCAAAAUGACCUCUCUGCAGCAAUCCAGGUAGAGACGGGCAAAGAGGUGGCAACCCUUUAUCCUGGGCGAAGUCGCAAAAUCCAAAUCACAGCAGACAAGUUGAUCCGUGUCAGUCUUCGCGACGACCCCACGAUCUCCGCAGCGUGCCAGAUGGUGGAUAGCAUCUCGAAGCUGUCGGACUCUUUUGGGUCCUUCCCUGAGGCUGUGGCCGACUUUGCCGACAAGGAGCAAAAGGAGGUUGAACGGGAGCAGCGUCAGCUGCGGAAUCGGAAGAUGCGCAUAGAACGCCAUCUGGCAGAUCAGCAGAAGCAAAAUGUGUUCAUCUUCUCAAGCUUUGUUCUUAUCAUCGCAUUCCUGCUUUUUGUCGCGGUUGGCUUGUUCAUCAUGCGAGAGCCAGACGAAGAGGCCGGUGUAGCUGUGAUGUUCAACGUGGGUUUGGUGCUGCUGCUUAUUCUUAUGGGGGGGAUGGCCUACGUACUUCAGGUCACAGGCGUGACAAUCUUCUCCACAAGACUUGUGAAGUACUUUGCGCUUUAUCUUGGCUUCUUCUGCUGGUUUCUUUGCAUCGGGGUUGUGGCCGUGGGCAUUGCUCGCUAUGUGAGGGCCGGCCAUUGGUGGUCCGUGCUGCUUGCCGGAAUCCCUGGGUGCUGCAUCUGCUCUUGCAUGUCGGGACUUUGGUGUUUUUGCUCCUUGCAAAAUCGCAUCGAGCUGUCCGAAGCGCAGGACAUGAAACACAUCGCAGAACGCACCAUCGUCUUCCAUGGCAACGUCCGUAAGGGCACGAGGCCCUGCAUUUGCUCUUGGCCCGGGGUCUAUGCAUCGGCCUGGGAUGCCCUAGUAGAGGGUAGCCGCAAGGGCGAAAUCAGUGCAGCUGUUGUCUUUUUGCCUGAGGGCUCACGGCAUUUCGGCAAGCACGACCCCAUUCCCAACACCGAAGAGCUGAAAGGCAGUUGCUGGUGCUUUCCCCUCUAUGGUGAAAAGAAGCCCUGGGGCUGUCGAUGGUGGACAGAAUGGACAGGGAACAUUGAGAAAGCUGUGCGGAGAGGUGCCGAACUUGAGGUAUAUUUCUUCAAGGCCAUGAAGGGUAAAGGGAAAGUGCACGACUUCUCGACAGCUGGCAAAGAGCAUCUGCGGCGGGACGCGAUUCGCGCAAAGAAGGACCAGUUUCUAGCGUCACAAAGAUUUUGCGAUGCAUGCAGUGCAGGAAUUGGAGAUCUCUCAAAGCAAUGCCGCGGAGAUUCCUCCUCACAAUACUCGCGAGAGGUAAACCGCUUAUUUCUGGAGUGGCUUUCAGAAGAAGAUCGCGCUUUCCUUCAAGACUCCGAAGGUCUUGGGAAUUCACAAAAAGCGGAGGUGGCAUGGCUGGAAAGGAAAGGCUAUGCCUACACAGAAGUGGAGGUAGAUGUAUCUAAAUGGGUCAGGUAA
Symbiodinium natans is the source of this 3291-nucleotide messenger RNA. The record is from the annotation of a GenBank genome assembly. NCBI's taxonomy places the organism in Eukaryota, Dinophyceae, Suessiales, Symbiodiniaceae.